Molecule: messenger RNA, 2367 nt
Organism: Panicum virgatum (switchgrass)
Lineage: Eukaryota; Viridiplantae; Streptophyta; Magnoliopsida; Poales; Poaceae
Product: WAT1-related protein At3g30340-like
Exons: 6
Coding region: 93-1166 (357 amino acids)
Cellular component (GO): plasma membrane
Molecular function (GO): transmembrane transporter activity
Source: RefSeq, a predicted model, not a curated record
GAACAAAUUGCUCAGACAGAGCCAUCGGAUCGCAGUUUGCUCAGGAACAGAACAGCUAGCGCACUGCAGGUCUGGUUGCCUGCUCUGCUGAGAUGUGGAGUGCAGGAUGCAUGGAGCAGUGGAUGCCGACGGCGGCAAUGGUCGCCACCAACGUCGUGAUCGCCAUCAUGACCGCACUGAUCAAGCAGGCACUGAACCAGGGCAUGAACAUGCUGGUCCUCAUCACUUUCCGGCAAAUGGUGGCCACUGUGUUCCUUGGCCCCAUUGCCUACUUCAAGGAAAGGAAGAUGAGACCAAAGUUCACAGCUGAAAUCUUUGUGUACACGUUCCUCAGUGGAAUUAUUGGGCCGGUGCUGCUUCAGUACACAUUGUUCGUCGGAUUGGAUUACACAACAGCAACAUUCGCUGCAACUUUCUCCAAUAUGCUUCCAGUCGUUACUUUCCUGAUAUCACUCGCUUUCAGGUUUGAAGCAGUAGAGGUGAGGAGCAUGUCAGGGAGUGCCAAGAUCUCAGGGACACUUAUCUCCCUCGGCGGCGCAAUGAUGCUCACUUUCUACAAAGGUUCAGCACUGACCCACACCACAUCAUCCAUCAACCCGGGCUCCAGCAGCGGCCACAGGCAGGCCGGAGGAGAGCACGGCACCGUCCGGUGGCUGCUCGGCUCCGUCUCCAUGCUGGCGAACGUUGUUGGGUUUGCCUUGUGGCUGAUGCUGCAGAGGAAGUUCACCAGCAAGUACCCGGCCGUGUACUCGGCAACGGCGUUCAUGUCUCUCUUCAGCUUCAUUCAGGCAGGAGCGCUGGCCCUGUCGAUACAGAGGACCAGCAUUGCAGUCUGGGCUCUCAAGGGGACAACAGAGAUCGUCACUGUUGUGUACUGUGGUGUAGUGGCAUCUGGUAUGGGGUACCUGCUGCUCACAUACUGUGUGGAGAAGAGAGGCCCUGUGUUCACUGCUGCCUUCAGCCCUCUGUCUCAGAUCUUCGUCGCCGGCAUCGAUCUGUUCAUCCUCCAUGAGCCACUCUACCUUGGAAGCGUGCUAGGGUCAGUGCUGGUGAUUCUUGGACUCUACAUGGUUCUGUGGGGAAAGAAAGAGGAAGCUGCCAAAGCUGUCGCUUCGGCGAAGCCGGUUCAGGUUCAGGCAGAGGUAGAACAGCAAGAGAAAGUGUGAUUUUUUUGGCUGCAUGAUCUGAAGCUGUAUUGUAAUCAUAGUAAGCCCGAGAGUAACUUGUGAUAGCUAGCAGCUUAUAGCACAAAUGAUAACCAAGCCCUCACUGUUGUAUGCUAGUCUAUACAAAUACUUAAACAAAUAGUAGUGACCAAUGGAAGAAAACAUGUGCACUUUUCCAAAAAAAAAAAAAAAGUUGAGAUCUCAGAGCAGCAUUGUCCACUACUGGGUGGCUGACAAGUGGGGCCAGAGAAUGACUGAAUGAGGGACGCACCAAUGCUCUCUCGUGUUCAAGAAUAGCAACGCGUCGCUCCUACUCUUAGAAUGGUUCAACGAAUGCAAGAUCUCUGCAUCGGACACUUGUGUCGUCCCCUCCGUGAAGAAUUCCGAACCUCACGGCUCUUGGCCACCAUCCAGGCGAUAAAAGAGCGGCGGUUUUGCACACAAACAGGAUCAAUGCAAGCAGGAUCAAUCGAAGCAAUGCAAGAACGGCGGAGCACCGCCGCUAUGGCGCGCGCGGUCGCCGCGGUCCUCCUCCUCCUGGGCACCGCCGCGGGCGCGCAGGCCGCGGCGACGGUGAUGAGCAUCGAGGAGGCGUGCCAGAAGGCGGCGAGCGUGAGCUACGAGCACUGCGUGUCGUCGCUGGCGUCGGACGCCCGAGCCGCGACGCCGCGGACCUGCACAAGCUGGCGGUGCUGGCGGCGCUGAUGGCCGUGGACCACGCGGCGACGACGGAGGCGAGGAUGGAGGGCCUGAACGAGGUGGAGGAGUCGCCGCACGCGCGCGCGCGGCUGCACCACUGCCGGGAGCUCUACAACGCCGCCGCCGACGUGCUGCGCGACGCGCUGGACAACCUCCGCGCGCGCAUCUACGGCAAGGCGUCGCAGCAGCUGGGCGCCUCCGAGAGCUGCGAGGACGUCUGGAAGGGCGAGGAGCGCGUCCCCGUCGCCACCCACGACAGGGAGUACGGCCGCAUGGCGGCGGUCGCGCUCGGCCUCACCACCGGCAUCGUUGCCUGAUGAGCCAUCAGAAACAAGUCUAGCUCGGAGUCCUCUCGCUCCUCUCCCACAUUAAUUAUUUAAUUACAUAUGUGAUCGAUCUUAGUAUUUGUCUAGCUCUUGUUAAUCUUUAUUUUCCCCUCUUCUUUUUGGUUUUGAUAUAUACAUGUAUGAUUAGUGAUAGGGCAAAGAAAGGGAUGCUCCCA